Molecule: messenger RNA, 627 nt
Organism: Canariomyces notabilis
Lineage: Eukaryota; Fungi; Ascomycota; Sordariomycetes; Sordariales; Chaetomiaceae
Exons: 2
Coding region: 1-627 (208 amino acids)
Source: RefSeq, a predicted model, not a curated record
AUGGCUACGGCCGAGGACAAGACACCCCCGGGCAUUCCCCCCGACCUGGGGCACCUACGUACAAAGGAAGAGAUGGAGCUCUAUUAUCGCAACUGUCGUCUCUCGAUGCCGCCCGGCCUUAGAAUUCCCAUGGCCUCUGGGCUGUCCUUCCUCGCCGGGUUUACCUUGGGAACGGCCAAGGGAGGAAAAUCGGCUGGGUUGCGAUUUCGAGCCGAGCAUGCACACAAGCUGCCUACCACUACGACCGGAUGGUUUCUGUACCACAAGAGUAAAAAUUACCAGGUUGCUUACGGCGGAGUCCGGGAAGGGUUCAAGAUGGGCCUCAAGAUAUGUUUUUGGAGCACGGCAACAUUCGCGAUAGAGCAGAUGUUCGACUCGUAUCGCGGUACAGCGGACCUCCUCAACACCGUCACAUCUUGCGUCGCGGUUGCAGGAGCAUUCAGCUGUUGGAAUCGUUUCUCGUUGCCCAUGACUGCCAGAACCACCAAGGCGGCUGUCGUUGCUGGACUCGUCUAUGGAGGGCUUCAAGACCUCCUUGGCGUGGCGAGAGGUCGGCGAAUCCGCUAUGUCGAUUGGAUUAAACGCCAAUUAGGUUCGGGACAACGGGAGCAGCCGGCACAGCAGUAG